CGCCUCAAUCUGUCACAGUGUCACUCACCCAGCCACCGCUGCCAGCCGCCCGCCGUCGUCUUCUUCGUCUCACCACCGGACACCUAUUCUGAAGUCUGAAGGAACAGAACAGAUCCGCGGCUCCGCUUCGUCCCUGUCUCUCAUCGUCUUGCCGUUGCCUUGCCGUUGCCGCGCCGUCGCCCUCGCCGUUGCCUCGCUCUUCUGCUCUGUCAAACAGCAACCUUAAACUGCACUUCUCCUAUGUUAUUCUAUUCUGUGUUGAAAACUUAAAAUUUCUGGGAUGAAUAUGCUUGUUGAAAUAUGAACAAAGGCACAGAAAACUGCAACAGGAGCAACAAUGAGGAGAAUUGUCAGUGCCAAUGAUCAUCUGGUCCAAAUAUGAACCUACCCUGAAAGAAAAAUUUCUGCAAAAGAAAAGCACGGAAAACAUGAAUUAGUAAGCAUCUCCUAAGUGAUAAAUUGGCCAGAUACAGUAAGUAAUUCAAAUAAUAUGCAGCAAUAUAACUAAAUUUUCCUGUUCAAUAAAUGUUUUGUAACAAACAAAUUACAACGUGAAAAGUACAUCUGGACUUAUUCCCCAAAGACCACCAGAAAAAUGUUCCCAAAUCAAUUUCUUAGAAGUUAACAUUUGGUGAUUCCUUAAAUUAGAGGAGAACAGCAUAGUAGAAUGUUUGAUUCACUUUGAUCAUGUCCACUUCUUAUGUAUUUAAUUUCCCAUCCAGUUUUCCAGAUUCUUUCGAUAGAACAAUAUCUCAGGCAUUGAUCAAAUCAUAAGUAAUAACUUGCAGCCUCCAUUGCCUCCAAAGCAAUUAGAGCUUUCGAAACAUUUCAUCAACGGUUAGAAAGAAACAGAAAGUUCAACAUUUUUUAUCCUACCCAAAUAAACUAUACUAAAUUUGACACGCCAAUCAGACAACCAAAUGGAUGUUACAGCUGCAAGGCUUCAUUAGUCAAUUCCUUAGAGAAAAACACCCUUAGAGACAUAUUUCCUAAAAAAUUAAAUUAGGAUGUAGCUCCACAUUUGUCAGAUGAAGAGCAACUUCCUGACUUCGAAAUCACUCCUUGGAUUUAGUUUAUGAAUUGUUAUUCUUAUUGUGUUUAAUUAAGAUACUAAUGUACUAGUACUAACUAAUUUCAUGUUUAUCUUUCUAUUAGUUAUAUUUAAACUUUGAAACUUGGUUGUUUUUAAAAUGUUGGUGAAGAACUAAAGAUAUGUAUUUUGAAUUUAUUAAGUUUAUGACUAUUUUUAGUAUUUUAUAUUUUUUAUUUAUGUGAAACCGGUUUUAUCGGUUCAACCAGCUGUUUAUCGGUUGAACCAAUAAACCAGUGAACCAGUAACCUGACUGGUUUGAUCACCGGUUCGGUUCUUACAACUAUGCUCGCACAACGCAAGCAGCAGGCAGCACCGCUACUGGCAUCAGCUCUCCUCGCUAACUCACUCUCGUCGUCUGGGUUCACCGGUAGUUCGCUUCGCCGUCGUCUCUGGUUCUACUCGCCGUCGCUGGUCUGCUCGCCGUUGCCGUCGUGUUUCAUCCAACUGCCUGGUGACGUUAGUUACCUGCUGCCCUUUUUGUCUUUGGCUUCUUCGUUACUUAAUUAAUUAAUUUGUUGUAUUAGUAAUUAGUUGAUUUAGGGUUUUAAAUUUUAGAUAAUUAGUUUAUUGGUAUUUAAUUGGCUGAUUAGUAAUUAGUUUUGAAAUUUAGAUGUUUAAUUAGUUUGUUUAUUGACAAAACUUUUGGAGGGAGCGAAAUUGAAAUGCUGAAAGAACACCCAGUAUUUGUUGCAGUUAUUUAGUUGUUAUGAGUAUAAGAGUGAAGAUAAGGAGGAUAAAAUUGUAAAUGACCAAACUGUUUUAGAUGCAGGGCAGUUAUGAAUCUGUUGUAAGCUGUUAAGUUUGUUAUACUUAUAAUCCAUUUUCCUCUUAGUGAUCAGAAAGUAUUAUUCAGUUUUCAUUUCUUCUUCUCUAGUUUACUUCUUCUCUGCUACUCUUCUAUUUUGGUUUCUUUUAGCUUCUUGCAACUCAAGGUUCAGAGUUGCUUUCAGUUGAUAUUUGUUGUGACUCUUACUGCUUGAAUCUUGAAACAUUGACACUCCUAGCAUGACUAAGGAGACUUACCCUGUGAUGUCACAUACUUGCAUUUGAGAUUUUUGAAAUAGGUGCAAUUGCAAUAGGUGCAGGAGCAGUGGCUGCAUAAACACUAGUAAUUAGUUGAUUUAGCUUAUUAAAUUUUAGAUAAUUAGUUUGUUAAUUGGCUGAUUUAGUAGUUGGUUUUAAAUUUGGGUUUUUAAUUGACUGAUUUAGAUUUUAUAAUUUAUAUUUUUAUUUAAUUAUGACCGAGUCAACUAAUUAAAUAGUUCGAUCAGUAAUUCAAUAGUCCGAUGGGUUUGAUUAUCGGUAAGCUACUGGUUGAACCAGUGAUUCCGAUCAGUUUGAUUAGCGAUUAUGUUCUAAUAUCUAUGGUGCAGACCUCUACAAUAAGUAAAUAACCCAAACCUGAUUGAAAUAACUGGUUUGGUUGUCUUGUUUUUAAACCGAUUCCAUAAAACCAAACUUCCCAGGUAGUGUCUUUGAACCCCGAAACCUGACAAGGGGACAUUGGCUUGCUCUUCCUCUUACGGUUUGCCACUUCUAACUCUCCCUCUGUCUCUUUCUCUCAAUGGGUUCCUAUGCUCAAUCUUGAUCAGAAUUGAAAUGAUUUCUCUACUAAUCUGUCUCAUUAGUUGUGAUUUUGAAAAAGUUUCUUGCAGUUUCUUGCCCAUAAGGUGUUUGUGUUAUUGUCUCUGAGUCUAAUAAUUUCUUUGAGAGCUUAUGCUUUAUGUACCUUUUUGUGCUUGGGUCGUCAUUCAGUCGCCUUUGCUUUGUUUUGGGUAAUAUUUUCAGAAUACAAGUGUAGGAUGAUCCUUUCCACAGCUCCGGAAGUAACAACAGUUCUUGCUUUUUGUUUGAAGUAGUGGAUGUCUCCAGCCUCCACAACAAUAGCAUGCUCUUGCGCUGCAGUUCACUGAAGUGCAAGCUGCUACUGCCAUUGCCACUGCCACUGCCACUGCCGCUCCCACAACUCAUCACUACUCGCCUCUCUUCUUGUUCCACUGUUACAGUCAAUCCUACAAUCUUGAAACAAUGCAGUUCCAUAACCCAUGCCAAGCUCCUGCAACAGCAAGUCACAGUGCAGGGCCUUCUCCACCACUUCACCCGCCACCUCGUUGCCACAUACAUCGCACUCAGCUCCACCAUCCGUGCCACUGUCCUCCUCCUCACACUCCCCCCAUCGCCUCUCUCUGUUUUCUGGUGGAAUCAGCUUAUAAGGCGCUCCCUUCAUCACGGGGACCCUCAUGGCUCCCUUGCCCUCUACCAUCAGAUGAAGGCUCAUGGGUGGACCCCUGACCACUACACCUUCCCUUUUGUCUUUAAGGCCUGUGCUGAUAUUCCCUCUUUCUCUGCCGGCACUUCCCUCCACGCUGCUGUUCUACGAUCUGGCUUUGACUCUAAUGUCUUCGUUUGUAAUGCUGUGGUUGGCAUGUACGGUAGGUGUGGCUCUCUCCAAGACGCGCGCAACAUGUUUGAUGAAUUGUGCCAAAGGGGAAUUCAGGACUUGGUCUCUUGGAAUUCCAUUGUGUCUGCUUGUUCUCGUGCUUAUGAGACAAAUACGGCACUUCAAUUGUUUGUUGAAAUGACCACCCGUCAUUGGGUGUCGCCAGAUCCUGUGAGCCUUGUUAACAUACUUCCUGUUUGUGCUUUUGUUGGUUCUUCGAUGCAGGGGAAACAGGUUCAUGGGUUUGCUGUUAGGAGUGGGUUGGUGGAUGAUGUUUUUGUGGGGAAUGCUAUUGUUGACAUGUAUGCCAAGUGUGGUAAGAUGGAUCAAGCAAACAGGGUUUUUGAAAGGAUGAAAUUGAAGGAUGUUGUUUCUUGGAAUGCUAUGGUCACGGGGUAUUCUCAGACUGGAAUGUUUGGGGAUGCUUUCUCUCUGUUUGAGCAGAUGCGGCAGGAGAAUAUAAAGCUGGAUGUUGUGACAUGGACGGCUGUGAUCGCCGGGUAUGCCCAGAGAGGGCAUGAUUCUGAGGCUUUGGACGUGUUUCGGCAGAUGUGCAACUGCGGAUCUCAGCCGAAUGUUGUUACUCUGGUGUCUCUGCUUUCCGGCUGUGCAUCUAUUGGCGCAUUGCUUCAUGGGAAAGAAACUCAUUGUUAUGCCAUCAAAUUUAUGCUGAACUUGGAUGGAAAUGAUCCACGGGAUGAUCUGAUGGUAAUUAAUGGUCUGAUUGACAUGUAUGCUAAGUGCAAAAAUGUUGCUGUAGCCCGUACAAUGUUUGAGUUGAUACCUCCCAAGGAUAGAGAUGUGGUUACCUGGACUGUGAUGAUUGGUGGUUAUGCACAGCAUGGUGAUGCCAACCAUGCACUACAACUUCUCUCUGAAAUUUUCAAAAUGGGUAACUCUUUAAAGCCCAAUGAUUUUACUUUAUCUUGUGCCCUCAUGGCUUGUGCUCGUUUAGCAGCAUUGAGAUUAGGAAGGCAAAUACAUGCUUAUGUGUUGCGCAAUCGGUAUGACUGCGUUGUUCUAUUUGUGGCCAAUUGUCUAAUAGACAUGUACUCCAAAUGUGGAGAUGUGGAAACUGCUCAAGUUGUUUUUAAUAACAUGCCAGAGAAAAAUUCUGUAUCUUGGACAACUCUAAUGACAGGUUAUGGUUUGCAUGGACGUGGUGAAGAUGCUAUCCAGGUUUUUGAUGAGAUGAGGAAAGUUGGUCUAGUGCCAGAUGGCAUAACCUUUCUUGUUCUGCUUUAUGCUUGUAGUCAUUCAGGAAUGGUGGAUCAUGGAAUCAAUUUCUUUUAUAGAAUGAGACAGGACUUUGGGGUUCCUCCUGGUGCAGAGCAUUAUGCAUGCAUGGUUGAUCUUCUUGGUCGUGCUGGUCGCUUAGAUGAAGCCGUGAAACUCAUUAAUUGCAUGCCCAUGGAACCAUCUGCAGUAGUGUGGGUGGCCUUGCUUAGUGCAUGUAGGAUACAUUCAAAUGUAGAGCUUGGGGAACUCGCUGCAAGUCGAUUAGGGGAAUUGGAGUCUGGGAAUGAUGGGUCAUACACUCUGCUUUCAAACAUAUAUGCUAAUGCUAGACGUUGGAAAGACGUGGCUAGGAUUAGAUAUUUGAUGAAAAAUACAGGUGUCCAAAAAAGGCCUGGCUGUAGUUGGGUCCAAGGAAGGAAAGGCACUGCAACCUUCUUUGUGGGAGACAGAUCCCACUCGCAAUCUCAGCAGAUAUAUGAAACACUUGCAGAAUUGAUUCAACGCAUUAAAGCCAUUGGAUAUGUUCCUCAGACAAGCUUUGCUCUUCAUGAUGUAGAUGAUGAAGAAAAAGGUGACCUGCUUUUUGAACAUAGUGAGAAAUUGGCCCUUGCCUAUGCCAUCCUAACAAUUCCUCCAGGAUCUCCUAUUCGGAUCACCAAGAAUUUACGCAUUUGUGGUGAUUGCCACAGUGCCAUAACCUACAUAUCCAUGAUUGUUGAACAUGAAAUCAUACUGCGAGACUCAAGUCGCUUCCAUCAUUUCAAGAAUGGUUCCUGCUCAUGCAAAGGUUAUUGGUGACAGUGGUAUCAUUCUGAUCAUUUAAAUGUAGAGCAUGCUUGCAACGAUAGGUGACUAUCUUGUUGUGCAAUACUCAUUAGACAUAAUACAAUUAUCUUUAUAAUUAUUAACUAUUUUAAGGCCUUAACUAGUGCAAUAAACCAAUCCUAUAAUGUCUUCAAGUUUAUAAUUGGUAAACACAAGGUUGUAUUCUGAUUGGGAAAUUAUGCCAACAUCUUGCUUAUAUAAAGUCUUCUAAUUGAAUACUAAAUGUUGAUUGAUAUAAAUACUUCAUUAACCAAUUAUAAAUGACUUGAAAAUUUUGUUGUGCCAAUAUUAUGAUGGAAUCUGUUUUUUCUUGUAAACUUCAAAAAAUAGAUAUACUAGGAUUGAGCCAUGAAAAUAGUUUAUUGGUAUAUUACUCCUAGUAUUUCACAUGAUGGCUUUAAGGAUUUGAUCUUUGCCACUUAAUUGUAUGGAGAAAAAUUCUUGCUUAGGUAUUAACACAUUAUAUUUUGUCAUAUGCACAAUAAAGAUGGUGGACCCAUGAAAACAAUGACUGUAUCUUGAAUAUAGUUCAAUUAUAUCCAUGCAAGAAUCACUAGUGUAAUGUGAGCCUAAGCAAGUUUGAAAAGAUCUCUCGUGUAAUGUAAUGAUCCAGUCCGUGGUAUCUCUCUAUAAUUCCAGUUUGUCUUAAAGUUUGCAUGUCCUUCAUUGGUUUGUUGUAUUCUGUCAUACGGCCAGGAUGGUAUGAUGAUGAUCGAGCGGUAAGUGAGCAAGUUUGGUAGUAUAGCAUGAAGUUAUUUUCGUGGAAUAUUUUACAAAUGAUUUGGUAUCCAGAACUGAAAAAUAAAACAAGAUAAAAUGAAAAUAAAGGCUCACAUUCAGCUCCUCUACUGCUUCAAGCUCCAUAGUCCUAGAGUCAAGCUCUUCCAUCCCACUGGGGAAGAUGUCUGCGAAAUCACCUAGUCCUUGCUUCCUAGGCAAGGGAAAAGAUGCAGUGAGGCUUAGUAAUAUUGGUGUUUUGCUCUGCUUUUUUAUGGUAGUUUCUGUUUGAAUACUUUUCAAACUCUGGUGUGAGGAUCCAAAUGACUGUGUUCCAAUCUCAGCCUCAGGUGCCUUCUUCGUGUGGCGUGUUAAUUAUUGUUGACUGGUAGGCUGUUGCCUGGCAGUGACCUAGUAUUAACUAUUAAUAGUAUACCCUGCCUUCAUCACUCUUGUUCCACUUUUUGCAUUUUGCUGGUGCAGAGGCUGAGAGAUGCAGGUUUGAACCAGCAGAUCUCCAAGGUCAAAGAUCACCAGCACAUUCUCGAAGAAGAGUUUCAAUGUCUCGGCGAGGAUGUGGUGGGUUUGAAUUAGUUUUCUAUAAUAGGUUUGAUUUUAUCCUAGUGUAUUCUUUCAACAAAUAUAUGAAUAACUAGAUGAUUACUUAUUUCUUUAGUCUGAUUUGAGCAAUGUAAAAACAUAAUGCUCUGCUAGAGGCUUUAGUUUAAAAUCAGUAAAUGUU
Molecule: messenger RNA, 7056 nt
Organism: Arachis stenosperma
Lineage: Eukaryota; Viridiplantae; Streptophyta; Magnoliopsida; Fabales; Fabaceae
Product: pentatricopeptide repeat-containing protein At5g16860
Exons: 2
Coding region: 2982-5570 (862 amino acids)
Biological process (GO): RNA modification
Molecular function (GO): RNA binding; zinc ion binding; protein binding
Source: RefSeq, a predicted model, not a curated record